Medicago truncatula (barrel medic) is the source of this 3507-nucleotide messenger RNA. RefSeq names its product serine/threonine-protein kinase Nek5. The record is from RefSeq and is a predicted model, not a curated record. Gene Ontology annotation, cellular component: cortical microtubule. The transcript is spliced from 14 exons. Gene Ontology annotation, molecular function: ATP binding; protein serine/threonine kinase activity. The coding region runs from base 383 to 3391 and encodes 1002 amino acids. Lineage: Eukaryota; Viridiplantae; Streptophyta; Magnoliopsida; Fabales; Fabaceae. Gene Ontology annotation, biological process: microtubule-based process; protein phosphorylation.
UGUAUCCCCCUCUAACCAUAAAUAAACCAUUUCCCUCUUACUUUCUCUCUCUUCAUCUUAGAGAGAGAAACCACUUCUUCUUCUCGAAUUCAAAAAUAUCAAACCGUAAUCAACGCAAUUACUCCACAAAUUAAUCACACUGUUUACACUAUCACUUUUACCACAACCAACAUAAUUAAUCAUCAUUGCCAGCGUGAAAGUGAGAAACAGUUGAGUAUAACCACAAAACGUUCAUUCAUUUCUCAAACGGUUUCUUUCAAAAACAAUGUAGUAGAAGAAGAAAACGAAAACCGUUACAAUGCUUUGAAAUUCAAUUGAAAUUUCGUUGAAAUUCAAAUUGCGUUUGAUAUCUACAUUUUCGUGUUUUGCAUUGGUGUUUAAGAUGGAUCAGUAUGAGAUCAUGGAGCAGAUCGGUCGCGGUGCAUUUGGUGCUGCAAUUCUCGUUAAUCACAAGGUGGAGAAGAAAAGAUAUGUGUUGAAGAAAAUUAGGCUUGCUAGGCAAACGGAACGGUGUAGAAGAUCUGCUCAUCAAGAGAUGGCUCUAAUUGCGAGAAUUAAGCAUCCUUACAUUGUUGAAUUCAAGGAGGCUUGGGUUGAGAAGGGUUGCUAUGUUUGCAUUGUUACUGGAUACUGUGAAGGUGGAGACAUAGCAGCAUUGAUGAAAAAAUCGAAUGGGGCUUACUUUCCUGAAGAGAAACUUUGCAAAUGGGUUACUCAAUUAUUGUUGGCAGUAGAAUACCUGCAUUCAAAUUUUGUUUUGCACCGUGACCUAAAGUGUUCUAACAUCUUUCUCACCAAGGAUCAUGAUGUUCGCUUAGGGGAUUUUGGGCUUGCUAAGACACUAAAAGCUGAUGAUUUGACUUCCUCGGUUGUAGGAACUCCGAACUAUAUGUGCCCUGAACUGCUUACAGAUAUUCCUUAUGGAUUCAAAUCUGAUAUUUGGUCACUAGGGUGUUGUAUAUAUGAGAUGGCUGCUCACCGCCCUGCUUUCAAAGCUUUUGAUUUGGAUGGAUUGAUAAGCAAGAUCAACCGUUCCUCUAUUGGUACUUUGCCUCCCUGUUAUUCUCCAUCCUUGAAAACACUGAUAAAAGGCAUGUUAAGGAAAAACCCCGAGCAUCGUCCAACAGCAUCCGAUAUCUUAAAGCACCCUUAUUUGCAGCCUUAUGUUCAUCAAUAUUGUUCAUCUCUCUGUUCUCCAUCAGCCUCUUCUCCUGAAAAGCCAAUUUUUGCUGUCCAUGUUCCUCGAAAAAACAUGGCAGAAAGUGAAGAAAGUAAUAGUUCGAGUAGUGACAAAGGUGGUUUGAUGUCAAAUAAGAGAAACGUUUCAAAAGCAGCACCAAUGGGCGAUGAAAAAAUCACUGAGGUAGACCUGUCAAUGAUCGAUGAUAAUGGGUCUGACCUUAUCAUGCCCGGUAGAGAAAGAAACAGCUCUAGCAAUGUCAACGCCAAAACAGAUAAACAGGAGGUUAGGAAGCAAACUCACCUUGAACACAAUUCUAAUGUUGGAUAUAAGCUAGCAAGAACAGUUAAGAAUGUAAAGAUGGGACCAAAACAUGAAAAGGUUAAAGAGACGAGGUCUCCAAUGAGAGAAAGUCUGAUGAAGGCUGGUGGUAUAUCAACACAGAAAAUUAAUACAGAAACCUUGUCUAAAUUUCCGAAAUCCGAUUUUGGUGUAAAUGGUUUGAAGCCUAAUGUAGAGGUGCCAACCUUAGCACCUUCAAAAGCAACCCUUCAUUCUUCAAAACGAAUCCAGGGAUCACAUACUUCAAAAUAUCAGCAGUUACCGAUGAUAGAAUCUACACCAAAAACUAAACCUCGACAUAAGGUGACACCACCAUGUGGUCCUAUCAAACAAGUAGUAGCAGUACCUGGAGUUUCUGCAAGGCCAAAACAAAAGACUCCUCCAAGCCUACUUAAGCCACCCUCAUUUCUGGGACGCAUAAAGCAAGCCGGGCAUGAUAUGCCAAAUGCAGCAAAUGAUACAGAAAGGUUAGAUCCAAAUAAAAUAGGUCAGGAGGCUAAGAUGGGACAUCAUCGGUUGCCUAACGGUCAUCUGCCACAUGUUUCUAAAGAGCCUUUGAAGGCUUUUGAAAGUAGUACCAAAGGAAUGCAAGCAACCAGCAACUCUGUUUCAUCUUCAGUCUCUAUUCAAGGAUUUGAACUUUUUGACUUUGCAAACACUUUUAUUGACUUGAGUGAACCAACACCCCCUGAACAUGGGAGUUUUAAUCACACUGAAAUUGUGGGAUCACGUGCCAACAGUGGUGGUCCUGAUGAAAAUAUUUCUGGUGAAUCCUCUCAGUUUACACCAACUUUUCAGAAUACCAUUACUCGUAAUGAGAAAGUAAGUCCCAGGUUAACUCUGGAUCACUCAGUAAUGUAUGAUAGUUUUCUUAUAAAUCAAACAACUACAUCUGAUGUCGUUGAGUGUGAUGUUCCGUCUGCCAAAGUCACACAAGAAAUCAAAAACCUUCAAGAUAUUUGUAAGGAAAUGGCUUCAAUCAAUUCUCUCAAACAUUCACUUUCCAUUUCUGGAAAAAAGUCUGUUUGUGAAGUUAGUCCAGUAAGCUUGCCAAAUAAUAGGCCUCAUAAAGUUAGCCAGCCAAAGCUUAUGUACAUCUCAACUGGUGAUGACAAGUUCAUGGUGAGGGAAAGAGUGUCCUCAGUGGCUGAAAUUGCACCUCUGAAUAUAUCUACUAAAAUUUCAAGCCAGAAAGUUUUAGAAGAAGAGAAGGGAAUGGUUUUACAGAAUCUAGCAACAGAAAGGCCUGCUUCUGGCCAUCUUCCCCCAGCUUUUGAUGAUGUCAUCCAUGUUAUACGCCAUAGCAGUUACCGGGUGGGGAGUGAUCUUCCGGUAAAGGAAUCAACGGAGAAGGGAGUUACAAAUGUAGAUGUUGGUACACUCAUCAACGUUGUAAAGGAUGAUUUAGAAAUGAGAAAUGUGGGAACUCCUUUGUCCCUUAAAUCUUCAAAUUGCUCUGAAGUUACUAGCUUGAACUCAAAUACUACUGAUAAUUUGGAAAUCAGAAACUUGAGCUUGAAGUCAAGUAUUUCUGAACAUCCUGAUGUUGAAGUGCUAGAUGUGAGAAUCCCUGAUUCUCUAGUUUCAGAACCUGGUUCCGCUAAAUAUAACAAAUAUAGCAUUCCUACAGCCAAAGAGGAAAUGCCAGGAAAUGAAUCUUUUGAUGUUAAAUCUUCCAAACAGAGAGCUGAUGCACUUGAAGGGCUGUUAGAAUUGUCUGCAGAUUUGCUGCAGCAAAAUAGAUUGGAGGAACUUGCGGUUGUUCUGAAGCCCUUUGGAAAAGAUAAGGUCUCCUCAAGGGAGACAGCUAUUUGGUUGGCCAAGAGUUUAAAAGGAUUGAUGGUUGAGGAAAGUGGGGGUCGUAGUUAGUAAGGUUUCUUUAUUCUUGGAAUGUUUACUUGUCUUUGAUGUCUUUUCUUGCUUUAUUGUUACAUAGCUUUCCAAGUACCACCUGAAUUAAGAGAACAAACAGGUUUUAUCGUUUC